Messenger RNA from Paramecium pentaurelia, 1016 nucleotides. NCBI's taxonomy places the organism in Eukaryota, Ciliophora, Oligohymenophorea, Peniculida, Parameciidae. The record is from the annotation of a GenBank genome assembly.
UAUGAAUUCUGAAUAAACUAAAUAGUUGUAAGAGUGGAAAUUAAAAUACAUAAAGUUGAAUCCAAUAUUGCUUAUUUUAAUGGGUAUGAUUAAUUAAACUAAUUCAGGAUUGGUAUUAAUUGCAUUUGGAAUUGUAUCACAAACAGUUGAUAUAGAAUAUGAAUAUAUAUCAACUAGAUAUGAUGAAAUUUGUGCUUAGAAGAAUUCCUGUAUUGUAAAUUACAUAAUUAAUUAUUGUAGAUCAACAUUGAUGUACCAUCUAAAAUGAAAUCUCCUGUAUUUUUUUCAUACGAAGUUUCAUCUUUCUUUUAAAACACAGAUAAAUACUUUAAUAGCAUCCCAUAUGAUUAAUUGUAUGGAGACUCAGAUUUUGAUACUUCAAUUUGUGAUCAAUAUAAAACUAAUCAAGAAAUGGGAAAAACUUUGAGUGUUACUGGAAAAGCUUUAGCAUAAGAUGAAAUAGCUAUACCAUGUGGUAUUGCUGCAUAUUCAUAUAUGAAUGGUAAUGAUGAAAGUUAAAUUAUUUUUAAGAUGAAUUUUCAUUGAUUAAAGAUGGUAAACAAAUUCCAAUUACUGAUAAAGGUAUUGCAUGGGAAUCUGAUAGAGAAAAAUUUACAAAUAUAAAUUUAGAUAAAUAAUGGAUAGACAUGGAAUCAGGUGAUUAUUUUCAUUUAAAUUAGAAAGAUUUAUAAAUUGGAUGAGACCAUCUCCUUUAAGUAGAUUUAGGAAAUUAUGGGGAAGAAUAGAUUAAGAUUUAGAAUCUGGAAAAUAUACAGUUAACAUUCAGAUUAGUAAAUAAUUAAAAAUAUAUACAAUAUUAGAAACCAAUGAUGCCUUUACAGAAACUAAGAAAUAUGUUCUUCUACAUAAUAAUGGAUAAUUCUCAGAUCCAAUUUUAGUGAUAACAUUACCAUGUCUCUGUAUUGGCCCAUUUUUAAUUAUUUUUGGGCUAAUAAAUUUGAUUUAUUGGGGGAAAAAAUAAAAUUUGAUCAAAAAAUACAGAAUUUAUUGAUUUC